Messenger RNA from Daktulosphaira vitifoliae (grape phylloxera), 2067 nucleotides. RefSeq lists its product as uncharacterized. Bases 232 to 1197 code for a protein of 321 amino acids. The record is from RefSeq and is a predicted model, not a curated record. NCBI's taxonomy places the organism in Eukaryota, Metazoa, Arthropoda, Insecta, Hemiptera, Phylloxeridae. The transcript has 2 exons.
UUACAGUGUCUGAUGUAUUGUUCACAAGUAGUUAUAUAAGUUUUUAAAAGUUUUUGUGUACCUGUUAGAUCAGCAUUUUCAUACAUUUUAAUCAAAUGUAUCUCUUAUAUUUCAUCUAGAAUUCACAAAUAUAAAAAUUGUUUAGCCUACGAGAAAGUAACAGUAACUAAUUUAAAGUUUAAUUUUAUUAUUUCAUAAAAAUAUAUAGUGCAAUAAUUUAUAAGUUUUAUUAUGGACGGUGCUAAAUCAAAAAAUUAUCCGUUUAUUAUAACCCCAAUUAAGAAGAUCGUUGGUAAUCGACUUCCAUCAAAACGUGAAGUUCUUGGCUAUUUUCUAUAUUUUCCUAAUGUUAACAAAAAGACAAUAUCAGUUAGUGCUUCAAUGUGUGCGACACAUUUGAUUGAAAUAUGGUCAAAAACAAAUAUUUUAAUAAAGCAUACUUGUCACAUAGUUACACGAAUAAAAAAACUCCAUACUAAAUGGAUGAAUGUAAAUAAAAAUAAAAAUAGAAUUAGUACUACUCAAAAUAAUGACGAAGCCGCAUUUGUAGAGUCAUUAAACUACUUAUUCGAUAUUAGCCUUGCUAAUGCAUUAAAUUCCGAUUUGUCAAAAGAAGAGAAAGACUUCCUUGUUACUCAGCGUGAAAUGGAUUGCUCUAGGACCGUAAUUCCAAAUUUCAAAAAAGUUAUACCCAAAAAUACUCGUUCAAAUAAUAAAAAAGUUAUUGAGUUUAAAGAACUUGAACGUCGCACAGGAAAAAAAUUAGAAAGUCUAUCAAGUACCGACGAUAGCUCACAUAAUACAAGUCACUCAGAAUUUGAAUGCGAUAUUGAAAAACCAACAACAAGUAAAACACGUUUAAAAAUUAUGACACCACACCUAACAUCGGCGCUUGAUAGAACUAACGUAUCUAACCGAAAUGCCACAUAUAUUUUAGCAGCGAUUUUAACAAAUUCAGAUACAGAAAUAAAAGACGUGUCAAUUAGCAAAGACACAAUAAGAAGAGCUCGCAUUAGUGAUAGAAAAAUUAUAUCAGAAGAAAUAUUAAAUUUAUUUAAACCUCAUUGUACAUUAAUGGUUACAUUGGGAUUACAUUCGGAUGGGAAAAUGUUACCAUCUGAUAAAAAAUAUGUUGUCGAUAGAUUAGCUGUAAUAGUGUCUGUUGACGGAAAUACAAAGCUUCUUGGUGUACCAUAGUUACUUAAGACAACUGGACAAUCAGUAGCAAAUGCCGUUGUAAAAUUAUUAUUAGACUGGAAUUUAGUUGAUCGCACCACUAUGAUGUGUUUUGACACUACAGCUUCUAAUACAGGAUAAUUAAACGGUGCAUGCACUUUGAUAGAGAGUAAAUUAGAUAAGAAAUUACUGAAUUUUGCAUGCAGGCAUCACAUACACGAAAUAAUCAUUAGUCGAGUUUUUGUUAAGCUUAUGCCACCGUCCACUGGACCAGAUAUAGUUUUAUUUAAACGGUUUUCAAGUAAUCGGAUAUAUAUAUAUUAAUAAAAAUUCAUAUAGUACUAUGAUUACAGAUGAUGAAUUGUUUAAAAAAAUAAAAUCAAAUGUACAAAAUAUUAUUGAAUUUUGUGAAAAGCAACUUAAAAUUAAUCAUUCACGUGAUGAUUACAAAGAAUUAUUGGAGUUAUGUUUAUUGUGUGUUGGAAGGAAACACUCGGGAAUAAUUAGUUUUAGAUCUCCUGGAGCUCUUCAUCGAGCUAGAUGGAUGGCUAAAAUAAUAUAUUGCUUAAAAAUUUAUAUGUUUCGAGACCAAUUUUAAUUGACACCUGAUGAACUUAAAGGUAUACAAGAAUUUAAUUUAUUUAUUUUAAAAAUAUAUAUACAUUUUUGGUUUACAUGUUGUUGUGCAGCUAUUGCUCCUCAAAAUGAUCUUAAUUUAUUAACUCAACUUAAAGAUUACAGUAAAAUUAAUAAGAUUAUAAGUGACGUAGGUGUAAAAGAUUUUUUUGGUCAUUUAUGGUACCUCAGUGAAACACUUGUUGGACUAGCUUUUUUUGACAACGAUUUAACAAAUACAGAAAAACAAAAUGGUAAAAUCCUUAAAUAAUAAAG